AUGGUGAACUUGAAGACUUUCAUCACUGCAUUUGGGCUGCUUGCUCGCACAAAUGCAGGUCUGUUGCGCUUUGGAUGUGCACAAUUAACCGUACAGCGUCUGGAUCCAUUAGUGAACCCCGGCUCUAACCCGUCGCCGCAUCUCCACCAGAUUAUCGGAGGCAACUCGUUCAAUGUAACUAUGGACCCCCAGAAAGGGCAUGACCUCGCGAAGCUAUCGACUUGCACGACCUGCGAGUUCAGCGAGGAUUUCAGUAACUAUUGGACUGCCGUAGUCUACUUCCGCGCUAAGAAUGGCACUUUCAAACGCGUACCACAACGAGCACAGCAAGGCAUGGACGGUACGCAAGGCGGCAUGGUGGUAUACUACAUGACAGAUGCACUCUUCGACACCGCCCAAGCCUCCAAAGUAACAGCUUUCAAGCCGGGAUUCCGCAUGCUCAUCGGCGACGUCAGCUACCGCAACCGAGAAUCCGCUCGCGACUUCCGCCAGCUAACAUACAUUUGCAUGCAAAACGAAGGCACCCGAGAGCCCGAGACACUGGAAUUCCCCACUAAGCCCUGCCCGUCCGGUAUCAUGAUCAAUCACCGCUUCCCCACAUGUUGGGAUGGCGUAAAUCUCGACUCGCCCAAUCACCGCGAACACGUCGCUUACCCCGAGACCGGGACAUUUGAAAGCGGCGGUGCAUGCCCCUCGACACACCCCGUCCGCCUUCCGCAGAUCCUCUUAGAGACGGUGUGGGAUACGAAGCAGUUUAAUAAUAAAGCGGAUUGGCCUGCGGAUGGCAGUCAGCCGUUCGUCUGGUCCUCUGGAGAUAAGACGGGCUUUUCGACGCAUGCGGAUUAUCUGUUUGGGUGGAAGGAUGAUAGUCUGCAGAAAGCUAUGGAUGGGCAUAAUUAUGUGAGUGCGCCAACGUUAAAGAAGCAGAAUAUUGCUACGCAGAAUAAAUGCAAUGUGAAGGAUAUGGUGGGUGAGCAAUUCGAUGGAUGGCUGACCCAGUUGCCGGGGAUUGCCAUGGUUGAUUAG
This is a messenger RNA of Cucurbitaria berberidis CBS 394.84, 1026 nucleotides long. RefSeq lists its product as uncharacterized. The transcript has 4 exons. NCBI's taxonomy places the organism in Eukaryota, Fungi, Ascomycota, Dothideomycetes, Pleosporales, Cucurbitariaceae. The coding region runs from base 1 to 1026 and encodes 341 amino acids. The record is from RefSeq and is a predicted model, not a curated record.